AUGGAAGCCAACCCUUUGAAGCUAGCUUCCCACAAGCUUCUCACAAAUGUUAUCUUCAUUCUUCUAGCCAUAUCAGGCAUCACUUCAGCAUGCAACAAUUCUAGUUCCACCCAAACCUACAGAAACUACAUUAAGGCCUCUUGCAAUUCAACCACAUAUCCAUCAAUAUGCUACCGCACUUUAUCUCCCUAUGCUUUAAAAAUUGAAGCAAAUCCUCUGAAGCUGUGCAAUGUGUGUCUCUCCCUUGCCUUAAAGGCAGCUCAUAGUGCAUCCUCCACCAUAUCAAAGAUUCUGAAGAGCAAUAAUUUGACAAGCAUUGAAGAACAAGUUGUACAAGAUUGCUUUGGUGAUGUAAAGGACUCUAUUGGAGAAUUGAAGGACUCUCUUGAUACCAUGGGACAUUUGACUGGCACUGAUAGAAAUUUUCAGAUUAGUAACAUAAAGACUUGGGUGAGUGCUUCUAUCACCAAUGAAGAAACGUGCUCAGAUGAGUUUGAUGAGAUGAAUGUGAAUGCCACCUUGAGGGACAAAAUCAGGAACAUUGUUUUGGAUGUGGCAAGGAAGACUAGCAAUGCUUUGUAUUUCAUCAACCAUUACACAUACUAA
Messenger RNA from Abrus precatorius (Indian licorice), 606 nucleotides. RefSeq names its product pectinesterase inhibitor 4-like. NCBI's taxonomy places the organism in Eukaryota, Viridiplantae, Streptophyta, Magnoliopsida, Fabales, Fabaceae. Gene Ontology annotation, molecular function: enzyme inhibitor activity. The transcript has a single exon. The record is from RefSeq and is a predicted model, not a curated record. Gene Ontology annotation, biological process: negative regulation of catalytic activity. The coding region runs from base 1 to 606 and encodes 201 amino acids.